Messenger RNA from Hippoglossus stenolepis (Pacific halibut), 8691 nucleotides. RefSeq names its product stabilin 1 (gene stab1). Lineage: Eukaryota; Metazoa; Chordata; Actinopteri; Pleuronectiformes; Pleuronectidae. Gene Ontology annotation, molecular function: hyaluronic acid binding. The coding region runs from base 523 to 8163 and encodes 2546 amino acids. The transcript has 70 exons. The record is from RefSeq and is a predicted model, not a curated record. Gene Ontology annotation, biological process: cell adhesion.
GUUGUUUUUUUUCCCUAGAACAGAGGAAAAGACGGCAGCAGUCACUCCAGCCUCUGGUCGCUCUCGGCCUCACCGGACACUGAGCUGAAAGUUAAGUUGUUUGCUAUUUGUUUGUCUGUUCCCAGAUAACAGGGAUUGUUGCCUUCAGGCCAAGAAAACUGCUGAUAAUCCCAGAGCUGGGUGCCUGGAUCCACCCUGUGCCUUUUUAUUUUUUCAUAUUUUCAGUUGUUUUUUCAGUUUCUCUCUCAAGCAACAGGUUGUUUUCAGUUUUCUUGCCCACGCUCCUGCUGGAGUCUAUUGUUUUUUAAUAGGUGUGUUAUUCCUGCACAGAGGAUGUCGUUAUCCGUGUGUUUUUUCCUGUAGCUCGUACUGCAGGUUGUGGCUCACACUGCAUGUGAGCGGUUUGACUCUGCCGUGACACAUAUUCCACUUUUUCUACUGAUUUUUUUUUGUCCUACUGACUGAGGAGGACAGUGGAUUGGUGGAUUUAUUUUUUCUCUACUGGAUGUGACACUUUGAGCCAUGCUGCUGCUGCUGCUGCUGCUGCUGCUCCGCCUGCAAACGUCACUGCAACAACCGACUCCUCCUCCUGGUCGAUGUGACAUCUCACAGAGGGUGGACGUGCACACCUCAUGCACUUCCUGUGCCGCCGUCACCACUGUUAGCUGCCCGCACGGCUUCGGCAGCGUGGGCACCAUAAACUGCAGUUACGUGGUGCAGAUCGGUGGCAGCAAUGUGCCGCUGGGCGGAUGUCAGCACAUCUGUGCGAAGGGUUUCAUGGAGCCACAUUGUUGCCCACAGCACUGGGGAACGCUGUGUCUCCCCUGUCCCAGCUGGUCAGGGAGGACCUGUAACUUCCAUGGAGCCUGUCAGGACGGAGACCUGGGCAACGGGACCUGCGUCUGUGAUGAGGGCUUCUCUGGGUUUGCCUGUCAGGAGUGUAAGAAUCCAAACGCUUUUGGAGAAAAGUGUGAUAAAGAGUGCGACUGUGUGCAUGGAGUGUGCAGUAAAGGUCCAGACGGUGACGGACAGUGUUUGUGUCAGCCGCCGUACACCGGGAAGAUCUGUGACCAAGUGAACUCCAGGUGCAGCAACUGCAACCCCUACUCGUUCUGUAGCGGAGAGGGAGACACCGCCAGCUGUGAAUGUUUGCCCGGAUACAGGAAGACAGCACUGGGCAAAUGCGGAAGUAUUUGUUCAACAAGAGACUGUGACGUCAACGCCGAGUGCUCCUCACAGGGGUCAAAGAUCAGCUGCGUCUGCAAGCCCGACUACCAGGGUGAUGGAAGGAUCUGUGUACCCAGAAACCUUUGCUCAGAGAACAAUGGAGGGUGUCCCAUGAACUCCACCGUGUGCGUCUUUAAAGGACCCAACAAGUCCAGCUGUGAGUGCAUGUUUGGCAUGUCCCCUGUAGGUGGCAGUCCUGAGUUCGGCUGUGAGCUGGUUUCUGCUUGUUCAGCAGACACGUGUGACCCCACAGCUGUUUGUCAGACUGAGCUGGAUGGACAACCCCGGUGCGUGUGUGAGGCAGGUCAGAUCGGUGAUGGUCGGCGUUGCUAUGGUAACCUGAUGGAGCGGGUCAUUGAGCUUGGCAGGAGCGGACACCAGAGAGAAAAUCUGACUGAGGCCGUCACCCUGUUCGAGAAAGGCUGUUUUCUGCUGCUGAGUCACAACGGCCCCUUCACAGCUUUCAUCCCCCUAAUGAAAACACCUCUGACUGGCGUUAAUGAGGAGGAGGUGUGUAAAAACCACCUGAUCCUGGGUCAGCACCUCUACAAGGAUCUGGAGGGACGGGACGUAAACCUGUAUGGAGGAGCCAAGUUCAGGAGCAAAGACAAAAAGAGGUUCAUCCUGAUGGAAAACCCCAGCAGACCAUACACCGUCCUCCAGGAAGACCUGCCAGCAGCCAAUGGGAUCAUCCACAUCAUUGACCGGCCAAUCACAGUCACUCUGUCUGAUCGGCACCCUCUUGACGAACAGUUUGCUGAUAAGACGAUCGGAGAGAUUCUGACUAAGGAUCCAAAAUACAACCGCUUCCUAUCUCUGGUUGAUAACUGCGGGUCGCCACCUCCUCUGCGGGGUCCUGGGCCCCUGACGGUGUUUGUUCCCACCAACCAGGCGGUGGAUCUAGCGCGAGACGGCAGCAUCCUGUACAUGCUGAACGAUGCCAAACAUAAACUUCAGGAACUCCUCAGACACCACGUUUUCUCCAAGGCUGUGCUGACAGUCGACGAGUUGUCCUCUCUUCCUAAGAUCCUGACGAUGGCCAAUCAGAUCGUCACCAUUUCUGUGUCCAAUGAUGGUGAGAUCCUGUUGGGGGAGAAGGGCGUCCGUCUGGUGACCACCAACAUUGUGGCGUCCAACGGGGUCAUCCAUAUGAUUGACGGGCUGCUGUACCCGCCCUCCAUCCUCCCCAUCCUGCCUCACCGCUGUGACAUCAUCGAUUACAAGAUCACCGUGGGGCCGUGUGUUCACUGCAGUUACCUCUAUGAGACAGAAUGUCCAGGUGGCAGCACUGAGAUGGACAAACAUCAGACCGGCUGUUUAUACCUCGCGUCUCCUGUGGCACACAAACAGAGUUCAGGCUGCGCUAAGUACUGCAACACCACCAAGCAGGUAGCGGAGUGUUGUAAAGGUUUCUAUGGUCCAGACUGUAAACCCUGUAUUGGAGGAUUCCAGAAUCCCUGCUAUGACAAAGGAGCGUGCAUUGACGGUAUCCAUGGCAACGGCUCAUGCAGCUGUCAGUCAAAUUUCAAGGGUGUCGCCUGCCACAUCUGCUCGGAUCCAUCCAAGCACGGAGAGAACUGCGAUGAAGAGUGUCGGUGUCUCCACGGCCUGUGUGAUAACCGUCCAGGCAGUGGUGGUGUUUGUCGAAGAGGAUCUUGUUAUGAUGGAUACUCUGGAGACAGCUGUGACAAGACGGCCACGCCCUGUAACUCCGACGGGCUGCAGGAGCACUGUCACAUCCACGCGUACUGUACACACACAGGACUGCAUACCAUGUGUGUGUGUAGGGAUGGAUACGAGGGUGACGGUCACUCCUGCUCUCACAUCAAUCUUUGCCUGAAGAGCAACCGAGGAGGCUGCGACACCAAUGCAGAAUGUGUGUACAUGGGUCCAGGUAACAUGUCGUGUGUGUGUGUCGAGGGCUGGACAGGUGACGGCAAAGUGUGUGUGGAGAUCAACAACUGUCAGUUGGCGAGUCAAAGCGGCUGCAGCCCCAACGCCAACUGUAACCACUUGGGACCCGGGCAGAGUGAGUGUGUGUGUAAAAAAGGUUACAUGGGCAACGGGAUUGUGUGUGACCUGAUCAACCCCUGUCGCCAAUACAACGGAGGCUGCCAUGACGUGGCAAAGUGUGAGCCGAAGAACGGCACUCGCACCUGUACCUGUCCUGAAGGCUUCGCUGGAGAUGGGACCAUCUGCUAUGGAUCAUUACUGGAGGAAAUGGACCUGAGCCCACAGAUGUUCAUGUUCCACAUGCGGUUUCAUUGGUGUCCUGCUGUCUCUCAGGAGCUAAGUGGUGGGAACCUGACAGUGUUGGUUCCGUCAGCAAAAGCAAUGAGUAACGUCACUUCAGGUGAAUCCUUGUUCUGGUUCAAUCGCCACCACCUGCCUCACUUCCUGCGGGCCCACAUCCUGCCAGGAAUCUACCUCAUGGAGGAUCUGGAGGGACUGGUGGGCAGCCGGUUGCCCACUUUAAACCCUCUCACCUCCUGGGAGAUCAGCAACAGCAGCGGCGUGAUUAAAAUUGGAAACGCCUCCAUCAUCACACGCAACCUACCGGCAACAAAUGGCUACAUUCACAUCAUAGACCAGGUACUGGCACCGCCACUUUCAGGACUCCCCCCCGAGCCUCCCCCGCUGAUGGGCUUCCUGAACUCCUCCUCCAACUUCACUCUCUUCAGACAGUACGCUCUGAUGUACAACUUAUCAGAGAGCUUACAUAAGGCAGAUAACACCAUCUUGAUGCCCACAGACGACGCCAUCAGGCAACACCUCAGCAAGACUAAUUCCUCCGUCCUGGAACCGGAUGUGUUCAAGUACCAUGUGAUUUACAACAGCCUGCUCUACCCUGACCAGCUGUCUGACGGCUUGCUGAAGAGCACGUUGUUGGGCCGCGACUACCAGGUCCAGUUCCACUUAAACGACAACAACCAGACAGUUGUGAACAACGUUCCUGUUGAAGGCACCUUUUUUGAGACGUACAACGCCGUCCUCAUCGUCCUCCCGCAGGUCCUCAAAGUCCGCCGCAACAGAUGCAGCAGAGAGGUCUACGUGCAAAGGGAUGGGAGGUGUACCGACUGCAAAGGAGAACCUCGAUGCUUGUUUGGCUUCAAACCAAUCAAAGAACAGUUUCCUGCAGACAUGCAGCCGAACUGUCAAUACAGGAAGCGUUUUAAUUCCCGGAGGAAGUGGACGCCAGGCUGUGUCAUCAAAUGUGUUCAUUCCACCUUGGAUCACACCUGUUGCCCCGGCUACUUUGGUCACGAGUGCUUCAAAUGCCCUGGGGAUGUCGGCAGCUGGUGCUCCAAUAAUGGGGAGUGUAAGGACGGUGUCCAUGGCAACGGGGAGUGCAGUUGCUACGAGGGUUUCCAUGGCACCGCAUGCGAGGACUGUGAACCAGGAAGAUUCGGAGUCAACUGCUCCUCCAAGUGUGUGUGUGACCAUGGGAAGUGUGAGGACAGUCUAGCAGGAAGCGGCAGAUGUUUGUGUUAUAAAGGUUGGAAAGGAUCGUCCUGCUCUGUAGAGAUCAAGGACGACGCCUGUGGAGGUGUGUGUGACGAGAACGCCAACUGCAUAACAGGGCCACAGGGAGUAGCUGCUGCUUGUCUGUGUGUGGCUGGAUACGAAGGCAACGGGACCUACUGCAAAGAGCUGGAUUUGUGCAGGAGGUCUAACGGUGGAUGCUCAGAGUUUGCAGUCUGUAUGAAAGUCUCCGCGGGAGUGAGGACCUGUACCUGCAAAGAGGGGUACACUGGAGACGGAGUCGUCUGCCUGGAGCUGGACGGCUGUCUGGUGAACAAUGGAGGCUGCCACAAGUCAGCAGACUGCAUCAGAGCAGGUCCCAACAUUACGGCCUGCAAAUGUCGACUGGGCUUUCAAGGAUCAGGCAGGUUUUGUUUUCCUGCCAACCCCUGUAGAACCAAUAAUGGUGGCUGCAGUAGAUAUGCUCGGUGUCUGUACAUGGGCGAUGGCCAGAGGAACUGCACCUGCACGAACAACCAUGUGGGCGACGGAAUUGAGUGUCGUGGAAUCACCUUCUUUGAGGUGUAUCGAUCGACUGAGAACCAGUACUUACAUCGAAUGCUGUCUUUAUCAAAAACUCGGAGUCUUAAUGAUGGCGGACCGGUCACUGUCUUUGUUCCUGUUAUGGAGAUCUACAAUGCUACUACUAUUGAAGAAUGGAGGUUACGUGGUCGUCUCCCUGACUUGACCCUUAACCACCUUGUCUCCUGUGAGAUUUUGACCUUGAGUGACCUCAAAACAACCGAGCGUGUCGUCUCAUUGUCGGGACACAUGCUACACUUCAGCGUGCAGCAGGGUUCAGUCUGGAUCAACAACAGAUCGAGGAUUGUGAAGAGUGAUUACACCACACCGGACGGAGUCAUUCACCACAUCGACGCGCUACUGACGCCUUACCAGCUGCAGGACAAACCACUUCUCCAGCCAGACAGGAUGAACUUCACCACAGCAGCUGCAUUUUAUGGCUACAGCCGCUUCUUCAAACUCGUGGAGGAUGCAGGGCUACUCCCUGUGGUGCAGAUGGCCGUCCACCAGCCGUUCACCAUGUUCUGGCCCACAGACGAGGCCCUCAACUCCCUGCCAGCCGAACAACAGCGUCUGCUCUCCAGUCCCGACCACCAAGAACUCCUGGCUGCUACUGUGAAGGCUCACAUUAUACGUAACGUAAAGUUGGUCUCUACCCCUCAGCUAACUAAAUAUCGCAAGGAGUACCGCACCAUGCACGGAUCCACCCUCAAAUUCAGCUGUGGCAAGAGCGUGGUGGGGACUAUAUUGAUUAAUGAAAAUCAAGCCAAGUUGUUGGAGUUCCACCUGAACUUCAAAGAGGGCGUGGCCUAUGGCAUUGACCAUUUACUGGAGCCACCCGGCCUGGGAGCGCACUGCGACAACCUUGAAAACAGAACUUCUUACGGGAGGUGUGAAAGCUGCCACUUCCCGCCACCCUGCCCCAUCAAUCACCAAGAUACGGGAAAUGUGGAGCCUUGUACGAUUCGCCACAGGGGGAGCUACAGACGUUUGCGUUUUUACGGGUCGAAUCCUUUCGGCCGAGUGGGCUGUAAGAGAGUCUGUCAGUCUCCUGUCUGGGUCCAGAAGUGCUGCAAAAACCACUACAGCCGAGACUGUCAGGUCUGUCCAGGUGGCUUGGAGGCCCCUUGUGGAAAAGGCGGGACCUGCGACGAUGGUUUGCGUGGUUCAGGAAUCUGCAGGUGCUUCACAGGCUUCAGAGGACAAGCCUGUGAACUGUGCCGCGACGGCUACUUCGGCCCCAACUGCACAGCCUGUCGCUGUGGACCGCAGGGAAGGUGUGAUCAGGGCCUUGAAGGUUCUGGACAGUGCACCUGCAAACCGGGCUGGAAGGGCGAGAGCUGUAAGACUGACAUUGGCUCGAUCCCAGAGGAGUGCCGGGAGUGUCAUGACCAGGCCGACUGUGUGCUCGGUGCUGGGUGUCGGUGUAAAGCCGGGUUUCGGGGAAACGGUACCUUCUGCGGUCCAGAGCCACCUCCAGACCUCUGCUCCGAGUACAACGGCGGCUGUCACCAGAACGCAGACUGCAACCAGACGGGACUGGUCGUCAACUGCACCUGUCAGAGUGAUUACCGAGGUGACGGUUACUCCUGCCAGCCCGUCAACAGGUGUGUUGAGGAGACAAACGGCGGCUGCAGCGACUUCGCCUCCUGCAAGUUCACUGGUCCGAACGAGCGGGACUGUGAGUGCCUGUCGGGGUAUGUGGGUAAUGGAGUCCAGUGUCUGGAGAAGCUGGUGCCCCCUGUUGACCGCUGCCUGGAACGUAACGGAGACUGCCACCCAGUGGCCUCCUGCGAGGACCUGCAUUAUCAUGCCAACACAGCUGGAGUGUACCACCUGCGCUCCCCAGAGGGGAAGUACAAGAUGAACUACAGCGAGGCCGACGCCGCCUGCCAGGCCGAGGGCGCCACUCUGGCCAACUUUACACAGCUGGGAGACGCACAGCAGCUGGGGAUGCAUCUGUGCGUGGCCGGCUGGAUUGAGGGGGGGAGAGUGGGCUACCCGACCCGCUUCCCUUCAGUCAAAUGUGGAGACAACCACGUGGGCCUGGUUAUGUACAAAGAACCCGUGGACCAGAGCAGCAAGUACGACACCUACUGCUACAGGCUCAGAGAUGUUUCGUGUACAUGUCCCCCUGGUUACAUCGGAGACGGAGACUUCUGUAACGGCGUCCUGACCAACGUUCUGGCAACAUACAGUAGCUUCUCCAUCUUCUACAAGUUACUGUUGGAUUAUAGCGACUCGACGUCAGACGGCAAACAGCUCGUUGAAUUUCUCUCUCACAGGAAGUCCGAGGUCACACUGUUUGUCCCUCAUAAUGACGGCUUCAGCCCGAACCAGACUCUGUCUGGUAGAGAUCUGGAGUAUCACAUCUCAGCCAAUCACAGCAGACGACUGUUCAAAGAUCUGAGACCUGAGGAAGUCAUCACAUCGAGGCUCGGGUUCAACCUGACCGUUACCCACGGCAACAACGAGACCUUGAAACUGGUGAACAAGCGGCUGCUGUUGUACUGGGACAUUCUUGCCGUAAACGGGAUCAUUCACAUCAUCGAGGCUCCACUGUCUGCCCCCCCGCCUGCGAUCUCCUACGACGCCUCCAAAGGCCACGGCCACUCCAGCGGCACAGUGUCAGCCAUCUUGGUUUCGAUGCUAUUGGCAUGUGUGUUGGCUGCGCUCGGCUACUACGUCUUCAAACACAAGACCGAUGCCUUCCGCUUCCAGUACUUCAGGAAUGAGGAUGAGGACGGUGCAGCAGGCGGCAGUAACAAACCAGCGCUGGUUUCGAUCCCCAACCCUCUGUACAGCGGCUCCAGGGCCUUCACCGAGCCGUUUGGGGAACCCAAUCCGGGAGUGGAACCAGCAGAACCUCCAAAGAUUCUGGACCUGGACUAGUGAAACCAGUUGAAACAGAACAACUGGAGCUGUGUACAAACCACAAUAACCUACUGACUUCAUCGUGGUUCAGCUUUGGACAGUUCAUCUACAGCCAAUUAAGAAUGAAAGAGAAAAAGUAUUUUUAUAUUUUAAAUGAUUGUGUUUCUGGGAGCGGUGAAGCAGCUCUGUGACUCUUCAGCUCCUAGUUUUGCUUUUUCUUGGCACGUGUGUUGUUUGGUUCAGUCUCAGCAGAGACAAAUGCGAUGUAAAAAUAAAACCUACAAAACAGUUUGUUUAUCAACAGGAUCACGUAAAAACUACUGAGCAGAUUUCCAUGAAACUUGUUGGAAGGAUGUUUGUGUCCCGACUAACAUGGUGAGUUAGAGGCUUUAAUUCAUGGAUCCUGAUGGAAACAAAUAUCAGGCACAUAGAAUGGACUGAUAUGUAUGAGUGUGCUUGUCCUGCUGCUGUGUGUCUACUGGAUAUUGGAAUAGUGAAAGAUAUAUAAAGAGUUUUUUGAUCACUGGAAUAAAACUAUAAAACAAA